CAGUUGCGCCAUGCUUGAGAUCGAUAUCAACGCCGUGGGGCGAGCACGAUUACCUUUUACAGUCGUGGACAUUGUGAUGGGUUGAUUUCCGGUCCAGCCUGCUAAGGCUUGAGGUACUGGUCCGGUGACUUAGACUUGCAGCAAAGGCACAUAUUUUCUUUCCAUAACUGUCUGAUAAUGAGUCCUUCCAUACCACUCGCGCCGUAGAGAAUAUCACCCUGCUCAACACCAUGUCAACUUCAACAACCACCACCAAUGGUUCCAUACCAGACCUUAUCAACAGAUAUAGCGGUGUCCCAGCACGUCUGGCACAAGAAGCUAUCGACGCCAAGUCCAGAUUAUACUCCCAAAAGACAGUCCCCGAUAGUGUCUCGAGAAGACGGACUGCCUUGCCACCUGGUAUCUCGCGAGAGGCUUUCGAUCGGGCAGUCACCGAAUUGAGGCAAUCACUGGGUCAGGAGAAUGUCGACCUCAAUGAUAAACCUCUAGUGGAUGGGUGGUACAUGGAGCAUCCUAACACGCACGAUGCCUACCACAUAGCCGAUCAGGAAGAGCUGAUAGCCAGCGCAAUCGUGUACCCUUCCAGCACGACCGAGGUGCAGAUCGUCGUCAAAUGGGCGAACACUCACAAAAUCCCCGUCUACCCGAUCUCCAUGGGCCGGAACAUCGGUUACGGCGGUGCGGGACCUCGCGUUCCCGGCGCUGUCGUGAUCGACUUGGGCAAGCGCAUGAGCAAGAUCCUCGACAUUGACGGAGAUAAUGCCUCGUGCAUCGUCGAGCCAGGCGUAUCGUACUUUGCUUUAUAUGAGGAGAUUCAACGCCGGAACUUACCCUUGUGGAUCGACUGCCCUGAUCUAGGUGGUGGGAGCGUGUUGGGCAACGCUAUCGAUCGAGGCGUAGGAUACACUCCGUAUGGCGACCACUUCGCAAAUCACUGCGGCAUGGAACUCGUACUGCCGACAGGCGAGGUUCUAAGGACCGGCAUGGGUGCAAUGCCUGGCAAAAACGGCGCCGACAACCCGACAUGGCAGUCCUUCCAGGCUGCGUACGGACCAUACGUGGACGGAAUUUUCAGCCAGAGCAACUACGGAAUCAUCACGAAGAUGGGCUUCUGGCUGAUGCCGGCAACAGGCCACCAGAGUUACAUGAUCACGUUCCCGCGCGAGGAAGACUUCCCGCAGAUUGUCGAGAUCAUCCGACCACUCGCCCAGAAGCGCGUACUGGGCAACAUCCCCCAACUGCGGCACGUAAUUCAGGAGCUCGCCGUGACGGGGAAGCCGCGGUCUUUCUGGUACGAUGGGCCAGGGCAGAUGCCGCGGGACGUGAUUCGUGAGCGUGCGUCUAAAUUGCCCUGUGGCGACGUGAGUUGGAUCUUUUACGGAACGCAGUACGGCGACAGCCAGGUCGCGAUCGACGCUCAACUGGACAUGAUUCGACAAGCGUUCGGCAAGAUCAAGGGAUCCAAGUUCCUUUUGCCCAAGGACGUCCCAGACGAUCACUACCUACACUCGCGCGUGCAGGUGUGCAGUGGUGUCCCCGUGUUGCGUGAGCUGGAUUGGUUGAACUGGCAACCUAAUGCGGCGCAUUUGUUCUUUUCGCCCAUCUCGCCGACCAAGGGCAAGGACGCGACUUUGAUUCACAGCACCAUCACCAAGUUGCAUGCCAAGUAUGGGUUUGAUGUAUUUCCUACCAUGUGCGUUGCUGGCCGGGAAAUGCAUUACAUUGCCAAUAUCGUUUAUGACCGGUCGAAUGCGGACCAGAAGCAGCGCGCUACGGGCCUGAUGCGGGAGAUGAUUCGUGAGGCGGCUAAGGAAGGCUACGGGGAGUACAGGACGCAUUUGCUCUUUGCGGAUCAGGUCGCCGAGACGUACAGUUGGAAUGGCGGGGCGUUGAGGAAAUUCAAUGAGACGAUCAAAGAUGCGUUGGAUCCGAACUCGAUCCUGGCGCCGGGGAGGAAUGGUAUCUGGGGGAAGAAGUUCCGUGGGAAGGGUUGGGAGAUUUUGGACGGGGAUAAGAGGAAUAUGCUCAAGGACGGUGUCAGUCCGAAGUUGUAGUGGAUUCCGUAGCAUUCGUGAUGGAUAGAAAGGGACGGAUGUCGUGUAGAUCAAUGAACCGUUCAUGAGACAGGUGCUGCAAGGUGAAAGAUCAUU
Messenger RNA from Exophiala viscosa, 2150 nucleotides. Its product is annotated as glycolate oxidase. The record is from RefSeq and is a predicted model, not a curated record. Gene Ontology annotation, cellular component: mitochondrion. The transcript is spliced from 3 exons. Gene Ontology annotation, molecular function: D-lactate dehydrogenase (cytochrome) activity; D-lactate dehydrogenase (NAD+) activity; FAD binding. Bases 231 to 2054 code for a protein of 607 amino acids. Gene Ontology annotation, biological process: lactate catabolic process. Lineage: Eukaryota; Fungi; Ascomycota; Eurotiomycetes; Chaetothyriales; Herpotrichiellaceae.